This is a messenger RNA of Porites evermanni, 2339 nucleotides long. NCBI's taxonomy places the organism in Eukaryota, Metazoa, Cnidaria, Anthozoa, Scleractinia, Poritidae. The record is from the annotation of a GenBank genome assembly.
AUGGUGCGUCGUGAUAAAACGACCAUUUUCCUUGAUUGCAAGGAAGCCACCACGGUUUACGAGCUGAAGAAAAUGGUGGAGGGAAUUAUGAAGAAAGCUCCUGAUGAUCAAAGGCUUUACAAAGAUGAUCAAAUUCUCGAUGAUGCAAAAACGUUGGAGGAUUGUGGCUUUACCACUCAAACAGCAAAAGCUCAAUCUCCUGCUUUGAUCAAAUUGUCUUUCAGGGGAGAAGGUGAGUUUUUUUUAUAGCGUUUAUACGUGUGCUCAAAUCUUAAUUACCUCAAUAUUCACGGAUGGUUUGAAUGAUUUAUACGUAAUUAUUGUGAUCUUCUGUGAUCUUUUCACGCUGUGCCUCGCUUAAUAAUUCAGAGAUUCGUGAGUUACAAAUUAAGCAAACAUGACCCGUGUACUUUCUUGACGGAAUGUUUGAAAUGUCAAGACAUCAAGUUUAACGUGGUACUUAAAUAUUUAAUCUGUUUAAACUACUCGAAUUUCGGCAUGCUACUGUUUGUUUUCCAUACUUGUAAAUUUGUAAAUCACUUAUUGUCUUGAUUUAAACCAACUGUUUCAUUCUUUGAUUUAAAAGUUGUUACUUGAGUAGGUAGAAAUAAUAUGAUACCAUGUGCUUAAAAGAGACAAAGGACACUUCAUGACGUUUCUAGUUUCCAAGAAUAAGUUGUGUCACUUCUACGACAAUGAUGAUGUUUUUCUCUCUAUUUUUUCAAUCUGCAUGAACCAAAGAAAUCUUGUACAAAAUAAUUGUCUUCAAAAAUGUACUUCUUAUAUUUUCACAGUGCCCAAUUGAAAUAUUGCUAACCUUUUAAAUGUCAAAUCAGUUGAUGACAGGCUGAAAUUGAGUGUUUCUUGGAAGAGAUUUUAAAACAGACUCUUGAAUUAAUUUAGCACUCUGAUAUAAACAAAUAACAAGAUUGAAUAGAGUUAAAGUUUGAAAUUUUAUCCACAAUAUUUUGUAGUAAUAUUAAGUUAUGAUGUUAUGCAAAUGUCUAGACUUGCUACUUAUUUCUCCCAUACUUGUUACAUUUCUGGGCAUCAGAUUGUUGUGUUAAGUUUAUCUUAGCAAUUUCAGGUGCUCAGCAAAGUCAGGUUGAAGUAGUUUCCAUCGUAAUUUGGGCUUAUAAUGAGCUCAGUUUCUUCCCUUUGAGUGCCUAGACUGACCAACAUCAACAACAUCAACUAACAAUAUGAGUUCAUCAUCAAGAGAAAACCCUAUAAGAAUUAACAAAAUGUUCACCAACGAGAAAAUGCUGUGAUCUUUUAGCAAAUUCUCUCGACUAGUUCUUUAAGGAAAUGUAUGGAGAUCAGUCUGGAGAAUUUGUAUGUGGAUAUUGGGGCUUUUAAGGGUUGAGUAUGAAUAAAUGAGGAACUGUUUUCAGAAUUAACCAUGUACAGUGUUACUGUUAUAAGUAUGUUUAACCAAUUUGCAGUGUAUUAUAACUAUUGUCAAUUUUCGAACUAACUCAAAGAACUGUAAAAUGCGGGAAGUAUAAUAAUAUUUCUGCUUGUUAGUCACAACUGAUUUCUUAUCAGCUGAUUUUGAAAUUUGUGUGUCCGUGCCAAUGAUGAGGCCCUCUUAGCUGUAGGGGGUUACAUAUGUCUCUAGUCUGAAUUUCAAACCCUCUUGUGUCGCGUAUUGAGGAGGAAGCUAUGUUGCUGUUGGUAUUUUACUAUUGUAUUUGCACUUUUCUCUGUAACUGUGUCUCUGUGUGACGUGGCAUUCGGCUGGCGCAAAACUCUUAAGUGGGUUAAAAACGAUACUGAUUUUUUGAGAUUUUGUUAUCUAAACAUUCCUUGUCUCUGAACAAACAUUACUUUAAUCUUCAUGAGUUGAUCAAGUGAUGGAUUCGCACAUUUGUAGGAAAACUCAAAAACAGAUGUUUCUGUUGGUUUGCAGUGGCUAUAUUUGUGCCCCUCAAAGAGACACCAACAUGGCGCCUCCAUACAAAACUUUAUAACUAUGGGUAACACGUUUUUCUGAAUAUGUCGCAUAUGAAAUGUCGCACAAACCUGAUUCUUAGCUAGGCUUUUUGUAUCUAUAUCUUUUUCCAUUUCCUAGAUUCUGGACUUUCUGUACUGAAUGGUUUGCAUUUUUAUCUUUGAUGGCGUGACAGUGAAAACAGAGAAUAGUUUUGGCAACACCAAGAUGGCACUUAUAAUGACAAGAAUUGUCCAAAAUCGCAAAAAUUAAUGUAGUGCACACUUUUAUUUUUGUCGUAGAUGGAGAAUUUGAACCAGUAGUCAUUGCUGACCUGUCCACCCCACCAGAAUUGCCAGAUGUGAUGAAGCCCCAGGAAAGUGUGUCCAACAGUGACGGCUCGUAG